AUGGGUUGCUCAACCGAAGUUCUGAAUGAUGAGGGUCCAUUUGGUGUUCGUCUUUGUGAUGACAUGCUUAACGUGUUCUGUGAUCGGGUACAAAUGGUUGCCCCUCGGCAGGUCAAUGGAUUUUUUGCGAUUCAAUCAAUUUUGUGUGAUCCAACAUUGCAAGCACAAAUCAAGCCAGGCGAUGAAGUGAUCCAAAUCAUCUUUGAUCAAUACAGGCAACAUUAUAUAACGGUUUAUUUAACGUUUGAAGAUGGAGAGCCUUUGUUGAGAGUCUAUGAUCCACUACUUAACGAAGCUAGCAUGAAGGACCGAUUUCUAAAAGAGACAAUUACAAGUUCGGUCGUGCGACAAAUACUGGACCUCUUCGGUCAUUUGGAUUGCCAGGAAGGCAGAAGCGAGGUGUUUGUUGAACACGUGUAUGACAUCGACCCACAGAUGGAUGGUUGGAGUUGUGGCUAUCGUUGCAUUGGCGUGAUACUUGAUCUUCUUCAAAAUCGUGAUCCAUCAAGUUCAUUAUACGACAUACGAACGAUCUACAACUUGUAUCAAUGGGUGAAUCAACCGGGUGAACAUUCUUGGGAAGAUAUCAUUUCAUUUCCAUAUCGGAGUAAGCGGUGUAAGACUGGUGCUCGCCCAGGAUUUUUAUGUUUAAAUGAAGAUGUGUUUGAAAGCAUACGAGACCAAGAGAUUGAAGAAGAAAAGAGAGCUUUUAAAGAGAAAAUUGAUCGAUCGUAUCUACUCACAUCAGCGCGCUUUGUCUUUAAACACCAAGGAUCGAUUGAAGCCUUAUGCGCCGGAACAAUCAGAGUUUCCGAUGAUGGCUACAGACAGCUCUCCUUCUCAUCUGCAAAAUCCUCUUGUUCCUUAUCUGUCAACAACGAUGCAAGCGAAAUAUCUUCGCCGUCAACAGGCUCCGCUCUUUCACGUUCAGCAUCAGCGACGAUCGAUUGGGAGAAGCUUGUCCGACGAGAACUAGACGACCCAGUCGAUUGGGACCGAAUCGAGAACGAAAAGAAGAGAUGGGAAUGGACGAAAGAAGACCAAGACGAGGACCAAGAACUCCAACAAAUGCUGCUAUUGCAAAGAGUAAAUCGAGCGAGACUCUUGGAAUACAAUCAUCGUGUCACAACGGUAAAACAAACGGCUUUGUGGGAUCCAAGGUAUCAUCUCAUCCGAAAAAUGAAAAUCCCCGAACUUGCCGACAGAAACGGUGCAAACGUGCUUGAUGGAUUCGACCGACUCUCAGUUCAGCAACGAACAAAAAGUGAGGACGAACGAAAUGCGGCUGACCAUGAAGAGUCUUCAACGCUCACCUCGGGAAACCCGGAUCAU
Molecule: messenger RNA, 1332 nt
Organism: Mesorhabditis belari
Lineage: Eukaryota; Metazoa; Nematoda; Chromadorea; Rhabditida; Rhabditidae
Source: the annotation of a GenBank genome assembly